AUGGUUUCGAGUGAGGAAGAGUCAGAUGUUAAAGUCGGGGACACAGUGGAUUGGGACGUCGACAUGGAAAUUCAAUUAUUUUACGCUAUGGCAAAUCACAAGCCGGUGGGAAUUAAUAGAUACUUUCAAAUGGCGUGUAUAUGGGAGAAACUUUCUAACUCUAUUACAAAGGAAAUAUCGACUAAGGAUAUAUGGAAGCACCUAGAGUCAUUGUACGACAUGUCUAUGUUAGACGAAACGGAACCAAUACCAUUUCCGAAUCAUGAAGUUCCUUUCAGCUUGCCAGAAAAUGAAUUUGGUGCAUUAUUAAAGCAGAAAUGCAAAGAUGUUAUUUUGGGUGAAGAUAGUGAAGAUGGGAGAAGCCCUUCGCCCAAACCAGCCCCUAGGAGCAAUUCUCGGGGAACUGCAUCCCGAGAUAGUACAGCUUCUAAAGGUCGUAAAGACAGUAUUAGUGCUCUGGCCACUAAAACAAGGAAAGAAAGUGGAAGUUCACAUGCCUCAACGGACACACCUAGUAUUAAGUCGGAAAAAGAUUAUGAUAGGAGAAGAGAUUCUCGGGAUUCCAAUGCUUCAGGACCUAGAGACAGCUCAACAAGUAGAAAGUCAUUGCAGAAGAGUAGAGUCAGUUCUAUAGCAGAUGAAGAAAGCAGUACCCGCCGUGGUAGACGACGACCAAACACCUCAACACCGCCAUCAAGCACACCAGCCAAACGGCGCCGCCUGUGA
Molecule: messenger RNA, 726 nt
Organism: Leptosia nina
Lineage: Eukaryota; Metazoa; Arthropoda; Insecta; Lepidoptera; Pieridae
Source: the annotation of a GenBank genome assembly